This is a messenger RNA of Naegleria gruberi, 1824 nucleotides long. RefSeq lists its product as uncharacterized. Lineage: Eukaryota; Heterolobosea; Eutetramitea; Acrasida; Naegleriidae. The transcript has a single exon. The record is from RefSeq and is a predicted model, not a curated record. Bases 1 to 1824 code for a protein of 607 amino acids.
AUGGCGUUCCUUCUUGGUCGUAUGAAGAUGAACUUUGGGAGACUCACUUCAUCAUCUUCAUCACCCACAAAUGUAUCCACAACGAUAGCAGCAAAUUCAGCCGCCGAUUUUCAGUCAAAUGCAAAUUCAAUAUCAUCACCAUCUUUAUCAUCGUCGUCAUCAUUGUUUUUUCCAUCGGGUGAUGAAUUAAUAAUUGUGAAUAUUUUAGAGUUUUUAAAUUCGGGUGUGGUGGAUAUUAUUGCGUGUGCUAAUGUUUGUUCGGAUUGGAGGAGAGUGUGUGAGUCUGCUUUGGUUGAUUUGCAAUUUUCUAAUCAUGUGUAUAGUAGAAAGAUAUUAGGAAAGGUUUAUAGAGAAAUUGAGAAUCCAGACAAGUAUCGUUUCUUUGAUUAUUUCUCAUCGAUAAAGAUUACAUUGCCAAAUAGUGAAGUAUCUCAGAAUAUUAUACAGAGAUUGCUGAAAACAAAAAAGUGUGAAAAAUUGGGAUUGAGGAAUUUCAAAGUCAAGUUUAGUGAAAUUUAUAAGAAAAAUAUCGUUGCUGCGAGGAUAAAGUUUAUAGAGCUGAGCAAGUGUGAAGUGGAUUCAUUGGAAUAUUUCGAUAAAAUAUUUCCCAACUUGAAGAGUUUCAAAUUUAGUGGAACAAUACAAAAGUCAUCUAUUGAGAGCUUUGUAAAAACAACAUUUACUAAUUUGGAGUCUAUUAAUUUGGAAAUUCAGACAGAGGAACAAUUUACCUGUUUGGUUUGUCCAAAAAAUCCGUGUGUAAAUAUGAAAGAAUUUCAGCUCUACUCCAAAUUGCAAAACUGUGGUGAUUAUCAAGUCAAGUUCAAUAGAGAAUUCUUCCCAAAUAUGAAAUCUCUAUUCUUUUCCAUGCAUUCAGCUUACAAUGAAAAGGUAUUACAAAAUUGUGAUUUGGAAGUUGACUCUUUACGGAUAAGGGCAAGAGUUUCAUCUGUGGCUCUCUCAAAGUUGACCAGUCUCGUCCAUUUGGAAGUCAAGACACUUUCAAGUUUGGAUAAUUUACGACUACCAAAUUUAAAAACCCUCACACUAGAUAGUAAUUAUGAUUCGAAAUCUCACACAGUCAAGCUUCCAUACAUGCACUUGCCAAACCUUGAGAGCUUGACCAUUUCGGAUAGAAAAGGCAUUGUGGAACUUUCUAACUUGAUUCAGUUUACAAAAUUGAAAACUCUCGAUAUUGAUUGCGAUUCACUGAAAGAGGUUAAAACCGUUCGAGAAUUAAAAACAUUGGAAGAUAUUUCAAUUGGUUGUCAUUUCAAAGAAGGAGGCAUUGAACAUUUGGCAGAUUUGAAAAUUACCAAGUUGAGAAUAUUUUCAGGUCAAGUAGAAAACGAGAAUAUGUAUGUCAUUUCCCAAUUGGAGCAUUUGAAACACUUGGAAAUUACAAUUGAAACUAUUGGACAAUUGGUGCUCCUUUCAGAAGGAAAACUUUCAAAUCUAACCUAUAUCAAAUUCUACAAGACGAAGAAGCGUCUGGAUUUAUAUGGAGCAUUGGCUCAAGCUAACUGUAAAAACCUUGUACAAAUCAAAUUCCAGAGUUUGGAUAUUCGCUCGGCAAGUGAAUUAUUACUCAAUAAUCCAUUUCCAAAGUUGAGAAUUUUAAAAUUAAGGAAAUCAUUUGACUUGAAAACAGCAAAGCACUUGGAUUUGUUGAAAGUACUUUUAACUACUGAUAGCUCUGAAUCUCCACUACAGGAAAUUCACAUAAAAUGCAAAGGAGACUAUACUAACAAUAAGGAAAUUCAACAAAUGAUUGAAAAAUCAUCAAGAAUCUUAUACAUUCAACCAAGAAAUAGCAAGAAAUGA